GCCCCACGGGCCGUGCGACGUGUCCGGGCGGCCCGUCACCCGUCAGGGCAGGGAGCCCGCGUGUAAAACACAGGGUCAUCGCUACAGAAAUUGCUUAAACGUCCCGCGUUCCUCUCGGUCCCCACUGCGAGUCCGCUGUCGGCGGGGCGGCACUGCCGUACGCGGUGCUCGGUGAGAGCCGGCGAGUCGCCGUGCGGCACCGCGGAGUGGGAGCCCCAAUUCGGCGAACGGACGGGAUCCUCAGCGCCGGGACUAAAAGAUUCAGAUAUGUCCUUCAUAUUUGACUGGAUUUACAGUGGCUUCAGUAGUGUAUUACAGUUCUUAGGACUGUACAAGAAAUCAGGCAAACUAGUUUUUCUUGGACUGGACAAUGCUGGAAAAACUACACUGCUGCACAUGCUCAAAGAUGACAGGCUGGGACAGCAUGUCCCCACACUACACCCCACUUCAGAAGAGCUGACAAUUGCUGGUAUGACUUUCACUACUUUUGAUCUGGGUGGACAUGCUCAAGCUCGCAGAGUGUGGAAAAACUAUCUGCCUGCUAUUAAUGGCAUCGUGUUCUUGGUGGACUGCGCAGAUCAUGACAGACUGCUUGAAUCAAAAGAAGAGCUCGAUUCACUAAUGACAGAUGAAACUAUUGCUAAUGUGCCUAUCCUAAUCCUUGGUAAUAAGAUUGACAGACCUGAAGCCAUCAGUGAAGAGAGGUUACGAGAGAUGUUUGGUCUGUAUGGCCAGACAACAGGAAAGGGCAGUAUACCAUUGAAAGAACUGAAUGCAAGGCCACUAGAAGUGUUCAUGUGCAGCGUGCUAAAGAGACAAGGCUAUGGAGAAGGAUUCCGUUGGAUGGCACAGUACAUUGAUUAAUGCCAAGAUCACAUUAGUGCAUCCUGUCCCAUGUCUGAAUAUUAAGUCUGCUCCUUAUUUGAUCACUCAGUGUACACAACUUGGAUUCAUUUGACUGUUUAGUUAUAAAAGCAUCCAUUUUUACAUAAUUGUAUCUCCUAUGCUAAAUUGUAAGUGUGAGGAUUGAGAAAUUCUUUCAAGCAAGUUUGUAAGCUGAAGUACCACCACAUGUUAGCUUUCUAAUCCCAUACAGCAUUCUUUUGCAACGUUUAAUUUAACGAGUCUCCAGCACCAUUUUUGGACAGAGCAACUUUCCAGUACAGUAUGUUUGAAUGCACUUUUUAACAGCUAAAAACUGCAAACGUGAGAAAUAUUUAAUGCUUAUCAUGUUAAAUUUUUUUAUGUACUUUUUUGAAACUGGUUUUAUAACUUUAGAGUAUAUAACCAUCUUUCAAGGAAUAAUAAAUAAUUAGCUGAUGGAUAAUUGCAUGAUGCCUUACAGUUUUCAAUAAUAUACUUUCUUAUGCAACGUCAUGCAAUAAAUUUAAAUCCAGUUUUUGGCAACUUUAA
This is a messenger RNA of Lagopus muta (rock ptarmigan), 1413 nucleotides long. RefSeq names its product secretion associated Ras related GTPase 1B (gene SAR1B). Gene Ontology annotation, cellular component: endoplasmic reticulum exit site; COPII vesicle coat. Lineage: Eukaryota; Metazoa; Chordata; Aves; Galliformes; Phasianidae. The record is from RefSeq and is a predicted model, not a curated record. Gene Ontology annotation, molecular function: GTPase activity; GTP binding. Bases 268 to 864 code for a protein of 198 amino acids. Gene Ontology annotation, biological process: membrane organization; endoplasmic reticulum to Golgi vesicle-mediated transport; intracellular protein transport. The transcript is spliced from 7 exons.